Panicum virgatum (switchgrass) is the source of this 5039-nucleotide messenger RNA. RefSeq names its product G-type lectin S-receptor-like serine/threonine-protein kinase SD2-5. The record is from RefSeq and is a predicted model, not a curated record. NCBI's taxonomy places the organism in Eukaryota, Viridiplantae, Streptophyta, Magnoliopsida, Poales, Poaceae. Gene Ontology annotation, molecular function: calcium ion binding; ATP binding; protein kinase activity. Gene Ontology annotation, biological process: protein phosphorylation. The transcript has a single exon. Bases 3449 to 4924 code for a protein of 491 amino acids.
AUCAAUAGCGAACACGAGAGUGAGCUAAUGACUCAACACUGGGGUUAGGAUAAUGCAAUGAAAACCAGUGCUGGGCCAUUUGCUCAAAAGAAGCAUUAGCAAAAUCAAAUCUCUCGAAAGAACGACGAUGCCCACGAGGGGGAAAACGUGGCAUGUCAUUCCUAUAUGACGCAGGGGCACUAUUACGUGAGCGAAAACCAGAAAAGCGAACAACUGGCGCUCGUCUAGAGUCACUACGAUCAUAGGCACCAUGUGCAGGGUACCGAUCACGUCGUUCAGCACGCUUCCUACGGAAGCAAAACUCCGCCAAAUGACCAUCACGAUCACAAAAAUCGCAAUGGUAAAUAUUUUGAGUAGGAGCAACGACAACCUUAGCCUUAGAAGUGGAACCAGAAAAAUCAGGCUUAAGGUUAUCCAAAUGUUCACAAGUUGGUGGCCAUGUGUUAUUCAGGCUUUUAAAGUGUUUGGGUUUAACCCUCCAAACCUGCUUUUUAGGAACAGACUUGGGAGGUUCUACCACAAAACCUUCAGGUGAGACCGGUGGACUCUUCUCACUGGGAGUAGGCCCAUUGUUCUCACCAUCUGCAUUCUUUUUACCAAAAGUACGCUUCAAAUCAUAACCAACACCAAAAUGUUCACCCCUUUUAAUUUGUGCAAUAGUCAUACCAAUCUGGGGCUCACGCACAGAACACCAACCAAGGAUUGUUCUCAAAUGAGUGUUUUCUUCUUCUAAAGCAGCAUUGUCCUUCUUUAAGAUGGAAAUUUCAGCAACAAAAGUAGGACAAGUCAAACACUCAGGUAAAACAGGACAAGUGUGUUUCUCCAACUGAACAAUAUGGCAUUUAGCAACAUUCAACUCAGUUUGCAAAAUUGGACAAGUAGCACAAGCACCAAGUAAAACAGAACGAGAGCGAAGUUCUUCCAAUUCAAUCUUAGCACAAUCAAAUUUAUCAACUAAAACAGCAUGCUUAGAUUGCAAUUCAGAAAUAGAAACCAUAUGAAUAGAACAUUCCUCACAUUCUACAGCAGCAGGUGUAGCAUCUUUUAGUGUUUUUAAUUCAGCAGAUAUUCUAUCAUGAUCAGCCUUAAGUCUUGCUAGAAUUUUAUUUUGUUUAUCAACAAGUUUAGUCAACUCUUCAAUUUCUUCUUCAGCAGAAUUUUGUACCUCAUUAUCAGAAGAGUCGUUGCUGCAGUCAUAUGCAUCACCCUCAUUUAAAGCCAUAGUGCACAUGCCUCCCUUGAUGUCAGCAAGAAAACAGAGUCCUCCAUCAUUGGUCUUUUUGGGCUUCUCAUCUUCGGACUCUGAAUCACUAGAGUUGUAGGAGGCAUCUGAAUCAAAGCUACCCAGCGAAGAAAAGAGAACAUGUGCAGCCUUCUUGAUUUGCUUGUCAGUAAACUUCUGUUGUCCCUUCUUUCUCCCACGCCUAUCACUCUUGUUCUUCCUGUCCCUUGAUUGUUCCUGGCGCCUGUAGCUGUUGCCAUGCUCCGGUGCCUUCACCUUGCUUGGACAAUCAGCAAUGAAGUGUCCACGCUCACCACAGUUGAAGCAUCCUUCUGAACGCCUUCUAUUUCGCCUGUUUUCAUAUACCCGCUUGAACUUGUUGGUGAGCAAAACAAGCUGAUCAUCAUCAAAUACCUCCAACUCAUCAUCUGCAAUAUGACACAAGGAGGACAAAGCAAAACUAGGAGUAGAUAAAAGAUUAGCAUUAGUGUUAGUACUCCCAGAAACCAAAGCCAUUGGAAUAUUUGAAGAAGAACCAGCUGUGGGAUUGUUAAGCUUUUUUCGAAAUUGGAUGUCGAUCUCUUUGGAUUUAAGCUUACUGAAAAGCUCAUCAGUUGUAAGAGUCUCAUAAUUAGUAGACUCAACAAUCGCUUCCACUUUUGUACCCCAAACAUCCAAGUCGAGUGCAUGCAACAAUUUGAGAGCCCUUGCAUGAUCAUCAUACGGCAUAACCAUUAUGUUGGCUUUCAUUUUGUUGACAAGACUCAAAAAUCGAGCGAAAAGAUUUUCGAUAGACUCACCAGGCGAUUGCAUAAAAUUAUCAUAUUCGCGCCUGUAAGUUUCAAAUAACCGGAUCUUCACUGCGUUGGUGCCCUCAUGAAAAUUUUGUAGAGUAGACCAAAUCUCAUGAGCAACUUGUUUGUCAGAAACACGAUCAAAUUCAGAUUUGCUCAAAGCAGCAAAGAGAAAAUCUACAGCUUUGUUAUUGUUUUCAUAUUUUGUAGCGUGAGCUGCAUUUGAGGGAUCAGCUGGAAUCACAUAAGUCGUAUCAAUUGUAAUAUUCCAAAUCGCAAUCCCUUUCCCCUUGAGAAAGGCACUCAUGCGAGCCUUCCAGUACGGGUAAUCGGUUCCAUCAAAAGCAGGUGGAUGUGAAGACGAAGUCAUGAUCGCCACAAGUGGAUUUCACAACAGAUUAGGUAUGAGAAAACCUUAACCGGCUCUGGUACCAAUUGUAGGACCGGAAAAUGCGACCAGAGGGGGGGUGAAUGGGAGCAACUCAAAAUAAUUUCGCACGGAAGCAAACAGAUCAAACUCCCAAAUUUCAAGAACUUUAGCAAAUUAGAUCCAAACGCGAGGAAACUCGAAACAUAGGUUCACAAGAUCACUAGAAAUCUAUUCUCAAAAUAUUAUGCAAGGAAAUUAAGUAUAAAAUGCGGAUCAAGAAAACCUAGAUUGAAACCGACGAUAAACCUGACGAAGAACAAAUAAGCACGAUGCAAUGAAACGAAGAACAAUACUUAAUGAUAAAGUAUUAAACCAAGUACUUGUUCUUACAAAAUUGCAUCUAGCCUCCGCCCGAUCGUCCUCCCUCUCUUGAUUAGAGAGAUCAACAAAAAUCCCUCACUAGGAAUUAAACCCUAGGCUAGACUGGAGAGAGGAGUGCACGCAAGAAGAGCUUCAGGGAGGCGGCUACUGUUCACGGCGGCUACUGUUCACGCGAGACUGUAGCGCGGCACUGUUCACGGCGGCUACUGUAGCAGCGCCCCCCAAAACCCUAAAAACGUAUAUCCCUCAAUCCUAGGUGCCGCAUAUUUAUAACCCAUAGGGUGGCACUACCUAAAUUACAAAUUUGCCAUUACGUAAAUCAAAUUAACGUAAUCGGCGCGUAUCACGCAAUAUCAUCCUCCACGGCAAACAAUCUCGAUGUCCGCGAUCCUUCCAUCUAGCACCAUGGCGUCCCGUGAUCUCGCCGCACGAUGAUCCGGAAUCUUCUCGCGAUCGACAAUUGUCCCCAUCUUCGGCCACGUCCGCCGCAACGAACGUCCGGGAUCUUGGUUUUGUGGCUUAACCAAGAAACCGUCCACCAACGUUCUCUCGCUGUGUCGUCAGGUACAGUAGACAUACACCGCACGAUCUCAAAUCCCUCGAACGCAAGUCUUGAUCCACCCUUCACCGCUCUCAGUCCAUCGGCGUGGCAUCAUAUCUUCAUUCUUCACACGUCGCCGCAUGUUCAGUCUCCACCUAUCACCUGCAACGACACCAACCAAGAGAAACGUCACACGCACACUGUGUUGUUCAAUCACUCAUCACAAGGUCCUAGCCCCACGGGCAUCUCACUUUGAUACAAGCCACACAAUUGUAAAUGCAAGAAACAGAGAUGCCUGCAAGCAAGCGUGCCUGAAAAACUGUUCCUGCAAGGCCGUGAUGUUCAGGUACGGCGAUAAUGAGUCCGAUGGCAACUGCCAGUGGGUGACGAAGGUCUUCUCCAUGCAAUCAAUACAACCUCAGAUUGUUCAUUACAACUCCUCUGCUUACAUCAAGGUGCAGCUUAGCCCCUCCCCUUCUGCAUCUAUUGCAAAUAGAAAGAAGGUUAUUACAGGCGCUACAAUUGCAAGUAUUAUUGCUAUCGUAUUGAUUGUCGUUGCCAUAACUCUUUAUGUACGAAGAAGGGGGAAAUAUCAAGAGAUAGAAGAAGAAUUUGAUUUUGAUCAAUUUCCAGGCAUGCCAAUGAGGUUUUCUUAUGAAAAGUUGAGAGAAUGCACUGAAGACUUCAGUAAAAAGCUCGGGGAAGGUGGCUUUGGAUCAGUUUUUGAAGGGAAACUAGAUGAGGAGAGGGUCGCAGUAAAGCGUUUGGAAAGCGCUAGACAAGGGAAGAAAGAAUUCUUGGCAGAGGUUGAGACUAUUGGUAGCAUUGAGCACAUUAAUCUUGUCAGACUCGUAGGAUUCUGUGCAGAGAAAUCACAUAGACUUCUAGUAUAUGAAUAUCUGCCCAGAGGUUCCCUUGAUCGGUGGAUCUAUUACCGCCACAAUAAUGCACCUCUUGAUUGGGGUACCAGAUGUAGGAUCAUUCUGGAUAUUGCCAAGGGGCUAUGCUAUCUUCAUGAGGAGUGCCGGCAAAAAAUUGCUCAUUUGGACAUCAAACCCCAAAAUAUUCUCUUAGAUGAGAACUUCAGUGCUAAAUUGGCUGAUUUUGGACUAUCCAAGCUAAUAGAUAGGGAUCAAAGCAAAGUAAUGACUGUGAUGAGAGGCACACCUGGGUAUCUGGCACCUGAAUGGUUAACAUCACAAAUCACUGAGAAAGUUGAUAUCUACAGUUUUGGAGUUGUUGUCAUGGAAGUGGUAUGUGGAAGAAAAAAUAUCGAUCAUUCUCAACCUGAGGAAAGCAUCCAGCUGAUCAAUUUGUUACGAGAAAAGGCUCAAAACAACCAGCUGAUUGAUAUGAUUGACAAGAAAAGUGAUGGCAUGGUCGUACACCAGGAGGAAGUUAUCCAAAUGAUGAAGCUUGCAAUGUGGUGCUUGCAAAAUGAUAGCAGUCGAAGGCCUUUGAUGUCAACGGUGGUCAAGGUACUGGAAGGUACAAUGACUGUAGAAGCUUGCAUAGAUUACAGUUUCCUCAGUGCAGAUCCAGUAUUGUCAACUGAAGGUAAUCAAUCAACAUAUUCAGCUCCACCACCAGCAUCAGUCUUAUCUGGUCCAAGAUGAUAUGUUCUGUAAUUGCUUUUGCACCUUAUUUGGUUCUAAUUUGAAUGUACAUUUUAGAUGGCAUGAAAAGAAAAACUUUCAAUAAAGUCUACAUCUGGAAAACAAAGGCAGUGCA